AUGUCCUCCCCAAUCAUUCAAGUCGCGAUAUUAACACCACCUGGAUCGCAGACUUCCGGUCCUGUUGCACAUACAACGCAGGAGGUGAUUGAUGAGGAUGGCGACAUGAUCAUCACAAUCUCCCAGUCAUCUUUCCUUGUCUCUUCGAAGGCCAUUUCGCUGGCAUCGCCCGUAUUUCGCGCCAAGUUCAAAAAUAGUCGGCAGCAAGAAUCCCCUUCCAGUGGCCGCCUCCGCAAGUUCAGUCUGCCCGAGGAGGAUCGCGAGGCUUUCGUCAUUUUCUGCAACAUCGCGCAUCAUAGAAUCGAAGCGCUGCCGAAGAACGUGGAUAUCGCAGGUCUGUAUGAGAUAACCUUGUUCAUUCAGAAGUAUCGCUGCGCGUCUGCCAUGGCUGAGCGCUGCUCGGGAUGGAUUCAGCACGCUUCCAAGGGAGCGCCGCCAGAGGAUCUUUGGGAUUUGUUACUUCUUGCGUACCUUCUAGACUCACAAAAGUACGUUUCGAGAAUUUCCCGCAUGCUUGUCAGUAUGCGCGAGGGGCGUUUCCGCCGUUGGGACUUUGCGGUUAAUAACUUGGAUUUCUUGCCGGCGUCUGCGUUGGGUUUGUACACAUUUCCUGACUAUUCUGCUGUAGAUCAGUCCACUAAUCUGCCUCGACUACCAGAUCUGUUGGACGAGUUUCGCGAAACUGUAAGCUCGAAAGUUGAAAUGACGCUGCUCAGACCACUCACUAAGACGGGGACCGGAACAUGCAGAAGGCUAGCGGCCUUCAUCGUCGCCUACGCCACCUCAUUGAGAAAUGCUGGAAUCCUCCCAGGCACUGAAGAGUUCCGCUUCAAGACCCUUUCCAGGAUCUACACUGAUGCUGCGAGUCUGCUACCUGACACCCUGGGCGAAUUCCACCCCGGCUGUGACGACUGCUCUACGGUCAAGGAGUACGUAUCAUCUGAGAAAUUGCUGAAUCAGCUUAACAAAUGUGUAAAUGAGGAAGUUGGGCUUUGUCUGCUUUGCUUGAGGAACAAUAAGGAGUGCCGGAAGCAUGCGAAGGCGGUCCUGGAUGAGAGGUGA
Aspergillus calidoustus is the source of this 1062-nucleotide messenger RNA. Lineage: Eukaryota; Fungi; Ascomycota; Eurotiomycetes; Eurotiales; Aspergillaceae. The record is from the annotation of a GenBank genome assembly.